Cooperia oncophora is the source of this 774-nucleotide messenger RNA. Lineage: Eukaryota; Metazoa; Nematoda; Chromadorea; Rhabditida; Trichostrongylidae. The record is from the annotation of a GenBank genome assembly.
AUGCAUUCUUCUGUUUGUCAUAGGGUAUUAAGUUGCGUAUCUAUGAAUGGAGUAUCUACUAUUACCGACACUCUGGUACGAGAAUAUUUACUGCUACGUGGCCUUUACAAUGCACUCAAAGCAUUUGACCAAGAUGCGAAAUCAGGAAAAGAUUUGAAGCUUCAGGUUGAUAAAUUUGUUGCUGAUGCGUUAGCUGCUGUGGAUAAUCUCGAUAUAGACGUAUUGAAAUCCAUAUGGGAUCUAUGGAAGGCAAAAGUCUUCAACUCGUUGUCAGGUGAAAAUGCUCGUUUGACAACUGUGUAUGAAACUGAUAUGUAUCGAUUGUUCCUAGUCAAAUGCAUGGAGAAUAAACGCAUGGAUAAGUGUAACCAGUUCUUCCUGAAAUGUGCUUCACUAACUCAGAAUAAUCCCACAUGGGCUGAGUGGUUUGCUUUUCCAUACCAUCCGAAACCGGAAGGUUGUCAGGCUUAUCGAAAAUACUACAGUAAUGAAUGGAGGGAGAUUUUUGUAAUAUCACUUCACAAUUUCGUGCGGAUAGCCAUUCAAUCCGCUCCGCGAUCGCAUCUUGUGCAAAUGAUUGAGCUAAUAUCUGAGGAGGUGGAGCAAGGAAACAGCGAACGUUCACAUGCAGUAAAUUAUGGAAUGCUUAAUCCGUUUGAAGAUGAGCUUAUGGACGACUUCGCUGUUAUUGCUCAGUAUGUUCUUUGGCUUUAUUUUGUUUCUUCUGAAAUUCUUUUCAGUAACUAUACACGUUUACCGGGUAGAAGAGUUUGA